Molecule: messenger RNA, 2525 nt
Organism: Paralichthys olivaceus (Japanese flounder)
Lineage: Eukaryota; Metazoa; Chordata; Actinopteri; Pleuronectiformes; Paralichthyidae
Gene: c15h5orf15
Product: chromosome 15 C5orf15 homolog
Source: RefSeq, a predicted model, not a curated record
CGUGUUGAGCCAUGCUAAGCCACGCCCCUCCCCUCAGUCACUCACCAACAUGGCGCACUUCAGGACGAUGGGUCGCAGCAGCGGAACCGUCUGUGCUCUCUCUCUGGUGGUUUUACUGCAGCUGUUGUCCGGCCGGAGUCUGUCAGCUCCCGUAGAGACAGAUCCCCCACUAAAGAAUAAGCUGGAAAUUGUAUCUCAGGUUCCCAUCAUGAUGAACGAGAACACAAGUCAGGGAGAGACUUUGCCGCUUGAACACAGCAACACAACUUUAGCAGAACCCAAAAAUGCUACAGCAACUGUUGGCAAAGACUUGACACCAAUUGAAACAGUGCCUAACCAAGUUGUCAGCACACCUAACAAAGAUGACGCCACAGCUAUAAAAGGUGAGAGCACACCUAUCAAAGAGGACAACAAACCUGAUGCUGACCCAACAACGCCUGAGAUCAAAUCGCAUCAAAUCUCCGUCAUUGCUACAUCUGCAGAUAAACCUCAGCCACAACCCGACAGCACUGGGGACCAAAAAACAGAUGCAGUUAAACCUGUCAGUGUUGAAGUGACAGAUGAACUCGCUGUUUCUGAAACCAUUCCAACCACUACUGCAGAAGUCAUCACCACCUCAGUGAUAACCCCCGAACCAACCAAUCCUACAACUGAACCCGACCUGCUGCAGACCUCUGAGAAAGGACCAGAACCCCACACUUAUUUAGGUGGUUACUCAGAGGAGGAUGACGACGACGAAGAUGGAGGAACCGACGGAGAGAGCGAGGACAACAACAGCAAUAACAGUAUGGACAACACCGACAACAAAGACAGUAAGGGCGGUGUCGAUGAAAAAGACCAGGCUCAGAACACGCACCAGCAGUCAGGCAGGUUUGAGGUGACGCGUUACAAGGAAGUAGACAGCUACAACACGGAGGAUGAGGACUCGCACUUCUUCUUCCAUCUGGUCAUCCUGGCCUUCCUGGUGGCCAUCAUCUACAUCACCUAUCACAACAAGAGGAAGAUCUUCCUCUUAGCUCAGAGUCGGCGCUGGAAGGACGGUCUGUGUUCCCGCAACAACGUGGAGUAUCACCGCCUGGACCAGAACGUCAACGAGGCCAUGCCGUCCCUUAAGAUGACCCGAGACUACAUUUUUUGAUCCACGUUCUCAAUGUCCGGACCUGCUCAGAGCCAGAUGCCCGUCUUUCUUCCCGGCCGCUUGCAUUGUCACAACGCUGUGCUUUGUCCUGGGGCUUGAUAGAUGCUUUCUCUUGCUUUCUGGGCCAGUCAGAGAUAAGGAGGUGUUGUCGUCUUUUGGAUAGAAUUAUGUGCAGGAUUUUUUUGUUGUUGUAAGAGUUUUUUUAACUCUUCAUUUAUUAUUCCUAUACUUUUUCUAAAUUGAUAACGUGGGAUUUUAAUAUAUUUAUCUUUAUUUUUGUUUUUCAGCCUUAUGGUCCCUCUACACCAUAUUUUCUUCUUCCAUUUUGUCUUAAUAUAAUUUAAUAAUCAAAAUAAGAGUAUGAAGAUUUACAUGCUAAUGUAACUUUUAGGUCCUAAUAUAAUGUGGGAUUAUAACAGUUAAAUAUUUUCCCCAAGAUUGAUUGAUUGAAGAUGUGAGUCAGUCAGUAGACAAGAUAGGAAAUGACUCAAAGACGUUUUCAAAGCACUUGUUGCAUCAGGCAUACUUUUAUAAGGUGUACGUAUGCAAAGCAAGCAGGUGCAUACUGGAAUUAAAGUAAAGGAAACAUUGGGUAAUUUGAUUUAAAGACAUGUAAAAAUGAAAUAUUAGUGUUUCAAAUGAAUAUAAUUUUUUUAAACUUAUAAUUUCUGUUUACAUUAAGUUCAUGAUAGCAUUAAGCAUCAAGUUAAGGACUCUUCCGGUGAGGGGUAUUUUCACGUGAUUAAGCCAUUUAAAGAAGACAGAUGCUGUAUUUAGUUCAGGUUACCAUUUACUGAUCGUGUAUAGGAGAAGCUUUUUUUAUUACCAGACUUUUCCCCUCUUCAUCGGUUUAUAUUUAACUUGUCUGAUAUGGUAUCUCUUCUUCUUCUGCCCAGAUUUUGCUGUGUAGAAAUGCUGGGGCUGGCCCUCUUUGCUUUUUAUGACUUCGGUGAAGUCUCCAUCAACCAUUCUUCAUCAUCUUUGUGGCAAAAAAGCGACUGUUGUUUUCCCUCCUGCUCACAUAGUUACCUUCUGUCAAAGUACGGAGUUGGUGGACUGUUUUCAUUCAUCAGUUUGUUUUUUUGCACGCUCUGUGUGGCCUAAUGUUCUCGAGCACCAUUUUUGUCGUCGCGGUCUCUUGCCUUCAGUUAAAUCGCUGUAACUGCCCCAUGAAUCCUCAUAUUUGUUAUCAAUCUUUUGUCGCCUUCUCUCAGUUGUUUCCAUCUGUCUUGUCUGUAAACGAGGUAUUCAGUGGGUAGAUAGAUAAUGCGAUUUGCACUGUGCCAUCGUAGAAUAUGGACCGAGGGUGGGAGAUGACAGAUCUUGCAAUCAACAGUAGAAACUGUGCAAUCUUUUUUUGUCAAUAAAGCACAAAUUGUGUACAGAG